Molecule: messenger RNA, 1539 nt
Organism: Lithohypha guttulata
Lineage: Eukaryota; Fungi; Ascomycota; Eurotiomycetes; Chaetothyriales; Trichomeriaceae
Exons: 4
Coding region: 1-1539 (512 amino acids)
Biological process (GO): transmembrane transport
Cellular component (GO): membrane
Molecular function (GO): transmembrane transporter activity
Source: RefSeq, a predicted model, not a curated record
AUGCCUUCGUCUAUCAUGGACACCGAGAAGGAAGCCGACUUCCGACACUACGAGCAGAAGUUCAAUACCAAUACACAUGCGGGUCGCGAUCAUGGUCUUCCCGUGGAAGAUCUGCUCAGCAAAGCAGAUAUUUCUGCUUCAGCGCCACCACCGGGUGAAAAGGAAGACAAGGAAACCAGACGUAUCAUGCGCAAGAUCGACAUCCGGUUACUCCCAGUGCUUGCCAUUAUCUACUCCUUUGCACUGAUUGAUAGAGUCAACCUCCCGAACGCCCGUAUCGCUGGAAUGGAUGGGGAUCUUCAGCUAUCUGUUGGUUCUCGUUACUCCCUGGUGACAAUGAUGUUCUUUGUGCCUUAUAUUAUCUUUCAAUUUCCUGCUAAUAUCAUGAUCCGAAAGCUCGGGGCUGGGAUUUGGCUACCUAGUCUUGUCGUUGCGUGGGGAGCGCUAUGUAUCGGCAUCGGGUUCACAAAUCGCUGGACCGAGCUUUUGGGCUGCAGGAUUCUGCUAGGGAUUCUGGAAGCAGGAUACUAUCCUGGUUGUGUUUUCCUGCUGAGUUGCUGGUACGUCAGAUACGAAGUACAAAAGAGGUUCAGCGCCUUCUACCUUCUAGCACUCCUUGCUUCAGGAUUCUCGAACAUUCUGGCCUGGGCCCUAUCACUCAUGGAUGGAAUUGGCAACCUGGCAGGCUGGCGGUGGAUAUUCGUUAUGGAGGGCAUCAUCACAUGUGUUCUGGGACUGAUGGGAUAUGUUUUGAUUGUGGAUUUUCCAGACAAGAGCACAAGAAUACAUCCCAUCACUCGCAAAGCUUUCCUUACUGUGGACGAAGCCAAAACUGUCCUCGGCCGAAUCGAAAGAGAUCGAGGCGAUGCAGUGGUGGACAAGCUCACCUUUCAGACGAUCAAACAGCACCUGCGCGAUUGGAAGAUCUGGGAGUACGCCUGGCUAUAUUUGCUCAACAAUACCGUGGCGUAUAGCUUCGGCUUCUUCUUGCCCAUCAUUCUGAGGACGGAAAUGAAUUAUUCUGUGACGCUCAGCCAGGUAUUGUCAUUCCCUCCAUACGCUGCAGCUUGUCCUUGGAUGUUUGCCACGGCGUGGGUGGCCGAUAGGUAUAGGAAACGUGGAUUGAUAUUGAUCUUCAACUGCGCGGCUGCCAUACUUGGAGUCGCCAUGAUGGGUUUCAUCAGAUCUUCCCCAGGUGCUAGGUAUACAGGUGUGUUCUUGGCUGUCUGUGGGGCCAACGCAAAUGUCCCGACGAUCUUGUCAUAUAUGCACAACAACAUCGUGGGCCAAAUGAAGAGAAGCAUUGCUAGUGCAUUACUUAUUGGUGGUGGAGCUAUGGGAGGUAUUGCAGCUUCAAACAUCUUCCGACAACAAGACGCGCCUCAAUAUGUUCCGGCGCUCAUCACGGUGAUCUGCACGCAAGCAUUGACAAUUCUGCAUGUACUGAAGAACUUUUGGAUAUACUCCAGGUACAAUGCCAAGGCAGACAGAGGUGAACUUUUGCUAGAGGGUCAGUCAGGGUUCCGACAGACAUUGUAG